AUUAAAUACCGGAGAGGGAUACCGGAGACCGAUGAUGAGGUUUUGAGGAUUUCCUGUCGGAUGCGGCAAACCGGCAUCAUUGUCCUGCAGAUAUUGUAACUGAGAGUUUGGUGGUUCUGGAAGGACUCUAUCUGUAAAUCAAAGCCAUGGGGAAGGAUUACUAUAAAAUCCUUGGCAUACCUUCAGACUCUAAUGAGGAUGAAAUCAAAAAGGCCUACAGGAGGAUGGCUCUAAAGUUUCAUCCAGACAAAAACAAGGAUCCCAAUGCUGAAGAGAAGUUUAAGCAGAUAGCAGAGGCUUAUGAGGUACUGAGUGACCCAAAGAAGAGAGUCAUCUAUGACCAGUACGGCGAGGAUGGCUUGAAAACAGGUUGCACAGGCUCAUCUAGUGGACAAGGGACUACAUAUCACUACACCUUCCAUGGGGAUCCACAUGCCACCUUUGCUUCUUUCUUUGGAGGCUCCAACCCCUUCGAUAUAUUCUUCGGUUCUGGACGCCAACGGGGAACCACCAAUGGCACUAGUGACCAUGUUGGCGAUCAUGACAUGGACAUUGACAUGGAUGGAGAUGAUGAUCCUUUCAGUUCCUUCAGCCACUUUGGCUUCAAUGGUAUCAAUGGUUUUCAUCACGGUGGAGGUCGAAGACAUCGUAACGAGCCCCUUCACAGCAGCCGAAGGAAAGUACAGGACCCUCCGGUGGUACAUGAGCUUAAAGUGUCUCUAGAGGAGAUCUUUCAUGGAUGUACCAAGCGGAUGCGAAUCACUCGGCGACGGCUAAACCCAGAUGGAAGGACAAUGAGGACAGAGGACAAGAUCCUUAACAUUGUUAUCAAGAGAGGCUGGAAGGAAGGGACCAAGAUCACCUUCCCCAAAGAGGGUGAUGAGACACCAGAGAACAUUCCUGCUGAUAUUGCAUUUGUACUAAAAGACAAAGGGCACCCACGCUUCAAGAGGGAUGGAUCUAACAUCAUUUACACAGCCAAGAUCGGUCUUAAGGAGUUGCUGUUUGGGAAACAUCAGCAUUAGCCAGAGUUGAGGAGAUGCCUGGCAACUUGUCAUGGUCAACUGUUUUGUGAGAGCAUCAGCUACUCCCUUCUUUCCAUGAAUCCCAUGGCUCCCAUCCCCCAGCCCACACCGCUGCUGUCUGUAGGAAGGAGCUGAUGUCAUGGCGAACACAUUUUCUCAUCCCUUGAGGCAGCUGCAAAGCAGAGCUGUUUGGCAAUAUUUGUGCUUGGUAUUCACAGAAAGUUUAAUAAAAAGCUUUUCCAGCAUAAGCUCACAUAAAAUAACUGUAGGCUCUUCACUGCACACAGCUAGGCUUUAAUCUUUAAGCCUCGAAUUGAUCUAUUUUGUCUUCCUGAUAUAUUCAUUAUCUGGAUAUUUUUUAAGGAAUAGUUUAGCCAAAAAUGAAAAUUCUGUCAUCAUUUACUCACCCUUAAAUGGUUACAAACCUGUAGGAUUUUCUUUCUUCUGUUGAACAUAAAUAAAGGUAUUUUAAAGAAUGUGAGUAACCAAACUGAUCAGGAUGGUUCAGGUGUCCACAUGGUCGCUGACCCCCAUUGACUUCCAUAAUAUGGAAAAAAUACUAUGAAAGUCAAUGAGGACCAGAAACUGUUUAGUUACCAAUAUAAGAAGUAUAAAGUUAUAUGAAGUUCCAGAAGUAAUUAUAGGAGGAUCUAAUCAUAUCAAUUUCAUUUCAGGGAUUUAUAAGUGGCUGCUUUCCUUACUCCAGUGACAAUUACUCUAGCACAACCUGU
Messenger RNA from Carassius carassius (crucian carp), 1756 nucleotides. Its product is annotated as dnaJ homolog subfamily B member 5-like. NCBI's taxonomy places the organism in Eukaryota, Metazoa, Chordata, Actinopteri, Cypriniformes, Cyprinidae. Gene Ontology annotation, molecular function: protein-folding chaperone binding. Gene Ontology annotation, biological process: negative regulation of transcription by RNA polymerase II. Bases 147 to 1025 code for a protein of 292 amino acids. Gene Ontology annotation, cellular component: cytosol. The record is from RefSeq and is a predicted model, not a curated record. The transcript is spliced from 4 exons.